This is a messenger RNA of Kockovaella imperatae, 1141 nucleotides long. RefSeq names its product Alpha/Beta hydrolase protein. Bases 45 to 1073 code for a protein of 342 amino acids. Gene Ontology annotation, molecular function: palmitoyl-(protein) hydrolase activity. NCBI's taxonomy places the organism in Eukaryota, Fungi, Basidiomycota, Tremellomycetes, Tremellales, Cuniculitremaceae. The transcript has 8 exons. The record is from RefSeq and is a predicted model, not a curated record. Gene Ontology annotation, cellular component: membrane.
AGAGCAAUUCAAUCGUUCUCUAAGCAAGCAAUCUAUAGCGCAAGAUGUCGCUGGCUUGGCCGUUGGGCGACUUGCUCAGUACAGACACGCUAUAUACGUGCUUUAAAUACGCAGCUGGCUUCGGACUCGCUGGAUCGACUAUCGCAGCGACAGGAUUGUACCUGUAUCAGUGCAAAUUGAUCUAUCCUUCGUAUGUGCCGGAAGGCUCAAGGAAGAUCGUUCCUACGCCGAAGGAUGUAGCUCUACCUUACGAGGAUGUCAAACUGACGACAUCUGAUGGAGUCAAGAUUCGGGCUUAUGUGAUCCCUGCGAGACGGAAACAAAUCUCAACGGAAGAUCUCAAAAUGGCAUCACCAAGUGCCAGGAAGGAGAUUGCGGAGAAAGAAGUGGCAGAUUGGACAGAAGAGAUGGGUCAAGAUGAGGCCAUAGAGUACGCCAAAUCACGCCCGACGAUCAUCUUGUUUCAUGCGAAUGCUGGGAAUGUUGGACAUCGUGUACCAAUAGCGAGAAAGUUCAACGCGGACUACAAGUGCAACGUCUUUAUGCUGAGCUACAGAGGAUACGGGCUAUCUGAAGGAUCAGCCUCAGAGAUGGGGAUCCGGAAGGACGUUGAUGCAGCAUUCGACUACAUCCGGGCUCAUCCGAUUCUUGGGUCCACCAAGCUUGUGGCCUACGGCCAAUCUAUAGGCGGCGCCGUAUGCUUAUACACAGGGUACAAAUACUCAGACUUGCUCUCCGGUAUCAUCAUUGAAAAUACAUUCCUCUCCCUCCCAAAUUUGGUCCCUCUCGUCCUCCCUCAACUCCCUAAAUUCCUACUCCCCCUCCUGUUGACCGAACAGUGGGACGCGACUCUAUCCUUGCCUCACAUUCCUCCCUCCCUGCCCAUGCUCUUCCUUUCCGGAAAGAGAGACGCCCUCGUUCCUCCUGCGCAAAUGCAAGAGUUGUAUAGGAUUCGAGGGGACGGGAAGAAGAGAUGGAAAGAGCUGGAUGGGGAGCAUAACGAUACGUAUUUAGCUAAAGGAUACUGGGAGGAGGUAGGUGAUUGGCUGCAUGAGGAAGUAGAGACCCCUUAGAGUGCAGACCACCAAAUGUUGUAUAAUGUGCCACAUUCGGAAUCAAAUACAAAAAUUCACGUGUCGCC